AUGUCUUACUUCUCUCACGACAAAGCCAUAGGAAAAGGAACAGUGGACCGGCGGCGGCGGCAUUCCCUUCGCUUUGUGUGGUGGGUCCUCCUUUUUCUUUGUUUCUGCGUGUUCGUGGUUUUCAACCCGUAUGCUACCUCUCUCCUAUUUCCGGGUCUGCGGCGAGCGCUGAGAGAGCGGGAAAACUCCGCGGCUUCUGAGACUCAGUCAUCCCUCGCUGAGAGCGCAUUUCACAGAUCUCAGCUGGAGGCGACUCACAGCGCGCGGGCUGCGGAAACUCGGAGACCGGCGAUGCGGAGAGGGGUGAAAUACUAUCGUUGGUCUCAUAUGGCAUCAUCCCAACUUCAACGUCAGCAGCCUGGGACCAUCUUCUUUUUGUUCUACGAUGAGAAACAACUCGCAGAGAGCGACAAAAAAACUCCAGAUUACGGGGAGAACGGUCGCAGGCAGGAAGGUGGAGGGGAGGAUCAGGAGGGGAAACUUCUUUCUGCCUUUCAAGACGUUGCUGUGGACUUCAGCAGCCAACCCAUAUUUCAUGUGAGCGUCAUGAAGUCCCUCAUGCACCACUGGGCGUACAUUCUACCGGAGGGGAGCGAGGAACAACUGCCUCUUGCCCUUAUCGUUGAGAUGAACAGGGGAUGGAAAAAGUUCAUCCUCAACGACAGACACCUCAAUUACGAGAAACUCCGAAACUUUGAGGAACAAUACCUUAGGGGACAGCUAACACCAUCUCUGCGAUCUGAGUCGGCAAGCACUGUGGAGCCGCGGCCACAGCAAGUGGUCGUUCCGCUUGUUGGCGACACCUUCCGAAAGAACGUGAUUGAGAGCAGGCACGAUGCCCUUGUAUUUUUUUACGCACCAUGGUGCGGCUUCUGCAAAAGAUUCGAGCCCCGCCUCCGUCAACUUGCCGCUGAGUUCUCAAAAAUCAGGUCCCUCCGUUUCUACAAAAUGGACGUCACAAAGAACGAUAUUGACCACCCGCACACCCGCGUGGAACGGGUGCCUCACGUGGUACUUUACCUUCGCGAGAAGAAAACGGACGUUCCCCUGAGGUUUGAUCAUUCGGUGGAAGAUGUCGUCGGCUACGGGAAGGAGUUCCUCCUGCAGCACGCGACCUGCAAACACAUUGACCUCGAGAACGGGGAAGACUGCGACUUCGGAGACACACCCGCUCAUGAGUUCUAG
Molecule: messenger RNA, 1185 nt
Organism: Besnoitia besnoiti
Lineage: Eukaryota; Apicomplexa; Conoidasida; Eucoccidiorida; Sarcocystidae
Product: thioredoxin domain-containing protein
Exons: 4
Coding region: 1-1185 (394 amino acids)
Biological process (GO): protein folding; response to endoplasmic reticulum stress
Cellular component (GO): endoplasmic reticulum
Molecular function (GO): protein disulfide isomerase activity
Source: RefSeq, a predicted model, not a curated record